This is a messenger RNA of Propithecus coquereli (Coquerel's sifaka), 2114 nucleotides long. RefSeq names its product kinesin family member 22 (gene KIF22). Gene Ontology annotation, molecular function: microtubule binding; ATP binding; microtubule motor activity. The coding region runs from base 78 to 2036 and encodes 652 amino acids. The transcript is spliced from 14 exons. The record is from RefSeq and is a predicted model, not a curated record. Lineage: Eukaryota; Metazoa; Chordata; Mammalia; Primates; Indriidae. Gene Ontology annotation, biological process: DNA repair; mitotic spindle organization; microtubule-based movement.
GAAUUCGAAUGGGAGAGGCGGGACGAAGGAGGGACUGGAAUAGACGCGGGGCCUAGGCGCAGCUGAGGCGACGCGAGAUGGCGGCCGCGGCGACCUCAGGAGCUGGUCGCUGUCGGCUAAGCAAGGUAGGGGCUGGAAGGCGCCCACCUCCAGCUCGAGUAAGGGUGGCUGUGCGACUGCGGCCAUUUGUGGAUGGAACAGCUGGAGCAAGUGAUCCCCCCUGUGUACGGGGCAUGGACAGCUGCUCUCUAGAGAUUGCCAACUGGAGAAACCACCAGGAGACUCUCAAAUACCAGUUUGAUGCCUUCUAUGGGGAGAGGAGCACUCAGCAGGACAUCUAUGCAGGUUCAGUGCAGCCCAUCCUAAGGCACUUGCUAGAAGGACAGAAUGCCAGUGUGCUUGCCUAUGGGCCCACAGGAGCAGGGAAGACUCACACAAUGCUUGGAAGCCCAGAGCAACCUGGAGUGAUUCCGCGGGCUCUCAUGGACCUCCUACAGCUCACAAGGGAGGAGGGAGCUGAGGGCCGGCCAUGGGCCCUCUCUGUUACUAUGUCCUACUUAGAGAUCUACCAGGAAAAGGUAUUAGACCUCUUAGACCCUGCAUCAGGAGACCUGGUGAUCCGAGAAGACUGUCGGGGAAACAUCCUGAUACCUGGCCUCACACAGAAGCCCAUAACUAGCUUUGCUGAUUUUGAGCGGCACUUCCUACCAGCCAGCCGAAACCGGACUGUAGGAGCCACCCGGCUCAACCAGCGCUCUUCUCGCAGUCAUGCUGUGCUCCUGGUCAAGGUGGACCAGCGGGAACGUUUGGCCCCAUUUCGCCAGCGGGAGGGGAAACUCUACUUGAUUGACUUGGCUGGCUCAGAGGACAACCGGCGCACAGGCAACAAGGGCCUUCGACUGAAAGAGAGUGGAGCCAUCAACACCUCCCUCUUUGUAUUGGGCAAGGUGGUAGAUGCACUGAACCAGGGCCUCCCUCGUGUGCCUUACCGGGACAGCAAGCUCACUCGCCUAUUGCAGGACUCUCUGGGUGGCUCAGCCCACAGCAUCCUCAUUGCCAACAUUGCCCCUGAGAGACGCUUCUACCUAGACACAGUCUCUGCACUCAACUUUGCUGCCAGGUCCAAAGAGGUGAUAAACCGGCCUUUUACCAAUGAGAGCCUACAGCUUCAUGUCUUGGCACCUGUUAAGCUGUCUCAGAAAGAACUGCUAGGCCCAUCAGAGGCGAAGAGAGCUCGAGGCCCUGAGGAAGUGGAAAUUGGAAGCCCUGAGCCCACAGCAUCCCCAGCCUCUGCCUCCCAGAAACUCAGUCCCCUGCAGAAGCUAAGCAGCAUGGACCCAGCCAUGCUGGAGCGCCUCCUAAACUUGGACCGUCUGCUGGGCUCCCAAGGGAGUCAGGGGGCCCCUCUGCUGAGUACCCCAAGGCGAGAGCGGAUGGUGCUCAUGAAGACAGUGGAGGAGAAGGACUUGGAGAUUGAGAGGCUUAAGAUGAAACAAAAAGAACUGGAGGCCAAGGUGCUGGCCCAGGAAGUUGCGGACCCAAAGGAGAAAGAGAAUUGCUCUCCCACAAUGCUCCGACCCCUUUCCCAUCGCACAGUUACAGUGGCAAAACCCCUGAAAAAGGCGGUGGUGAUGCCCCUACAACUGAUUCAGGAGCAGGCAGCAUCCCCAAAUACUGAGAUUCAUAUCCUGAAGAAUAAAGGCCGGAAGAGAAAGCUGGAGUCCCUGGAUGCCUCAGAGCCUGAGGUGAGGGCUGAGGACUGCUGGGAGCUACAGAUCAGCCCAGAGCUACUGGCCCGUGGGCGCCAAAAAAUACUGGAUCUGCUGAAUGAAGGCUCAGCCCGGGAUCUGCGCAGCCUACAACGCAUUGGCCCGAAGAAGGCCCAGCUCAUCGUGGGCUGGAGGGAGCUCCACGGCCCCUUCAGCCAGGUGGAGGACCUGGAACUCGUGGAGGGCAUAACCGGGAAACAGAUGGAGUCAUUCCUGAAGGCGAACAUCCUGGGUCUCGCCGCUGGCCAGCGCUGUGGCCCCUCCUGACUGCCGUUUCCUGCAUUUUGUUUUUUUCUUAAUCCUUGUAUAGCCGCGUAUUGUGUAAAUAGAGUUUUUACUCCGGUG